Cyanistes caeruleus (blue tit) is the source of this 1543-nucleotide messenger RNA. Lineage: Eukaryota; Metazoa; Chordata; Aves; Passeriformes; Paridae. The record is from RefSeq and is a predicted model, not a curated record.
GGGACCCUGUCCCCAUGGCCACUGGCCCCACACCUUUGCUCCAGUCUCAGGAGAGCUGGCUGGACCAGUGGUUUGCAUACCUGGGCUAGCGGUGACUUCCACACCACCUCCUGCCUCAUCCCCUGGGGCUGUCCCCAAAUGCCCCAUUCCUGUGCCAGGUGGGGACAGCUCGGUGCUGGCCACCCCACACCCUCCUCUCCCCUCCUCUCAGGCCACCUCCAUCCCAGCAGACACCCAAAGGUGCUGAUGAAAACCGGGCUCAUCCUCCUCAUCAUCGGCCACCUCAGCUUCAUCACCGGGGCCCUCGUCCACGGCACCGUCCUGCGCUUCGUGGUCACUGCCCGCGAUGUCACCUCCCUGCACUACGGUGUCACCAACAGCGCCUCUGCGGUCACUGCGCUGCUGACCAUCUCCUGUGGAGUCUCUGCCCUGCUGCUGGCCCGUUACCUCGGCUCUGCUGCCCUCAAAUGGGCGCUGCUGGUCCUGAGCGCCUGCAGCAGCCUGUGCUGCCUGUGCUGCCUGCUGGGGCUGCUCGUGGCCAUCGGGCUGACCCUGGGCAACCAGGGCCGGGUGUUGCUGGCCCCCUGCUCCAUCGACAGCAUCGCCCUCGCCCCGGUGUCCCGCGAGUGCCCCUUCGACCCCACCCGCGUCUACAGCUCCACGCUGUCCCUCUGGGCCAUCUCCCUCCUGCUGGAGGCCAUGGAGAUCUUCUUCAGCAUCCGCUGCCUCCUGCUCGCCCUGGAGCUCCUCCGCCUUGGCCGCUGCUGCCAUGGGACGCUCCGGAUGAAGGUCUCUUUGCAGGCAGCCCCUGUGGAGAGCCCUGGCCCCGGGCAGUGCCGGGGCCUGCUGAGACUGGACAGUGUGGAAAUCGCCCGGCUCUGAGCAGGGCCCGAGGGUUAAAGGACCCUGUGGAUGUGUCCUGGCCGUUCCUGCCCCAUUCCAGCCCCACGACAGGACUCUGCUGCCUCCCAGGAUGUGUGGACACAUCCCCUGGAACACGAGCCCAUCCCACGGCCUUGGGUUGCCUGGGGCUGCAGCGAGGGAUGAAACUGGGCUGGAUCCAGACCCUGCAGGGAGGAACCUUCCCCAGGGCUUCCGUGUCCCCUUUCCCAGCAUGGACUGCACUGACACAAACUUUAUUCUGCAGGUAUUAAAGACCAGAAGCAUGGCCCCCUGGCCCCACGCCCUGCCCUGGCUAUGGGGAAGGGGCUGACCCAGCCGUGGGACCCCGCAGCCACCGGGGCUUUGUCCCCUGGGCCGUGUCCCCACGCCUGCCAGAGAUGCAGCAGUGGCCACCAGCGUGUCCCACGGGGCUGGGCUGUCCCCCUGCCCUGAGCCCUGCUUCUGGGGGAGCCUCAGGGCACCCAUCCUCCAUCCUCCCACCACUGCAGGAGCCCCCCAGGGAUGGGGACUCCCCCCCUGGGCUCCCCUCACCCCAAUUUCAGCUGGGUCCAGCUCUCAUCCCACGAGGCGCUGUGGGGGCACAGCAGGGACCGCAGGGGCCGGGUAAGGGACAGUGACCAUCUGCAGGGUCGGGGGUGCC